Molecule: messenger RNA, 3813 nt
Organism: Anopheles coustani
Lineage: Eukaryota; Metazoa; Arthropoda; Insecta; Diptera; Culicidae
Gene: Nhe2
Product: sodium/hydrogen exchanger 3
Exons: 21
Coding region: 1-3813 (1270 amino acids)
Biological process (GO): proton transmembrane transport; sodium ion transport; regulation of pH
Cellular component (GO): membrane
Molecular function (GO): sodium:proton antiporter activity
Source: RefSeq, a predicted model, not a curated record
AUGGCUGUGACGUUGAAGCAGGAGGUUAAUUUAUCUCGUCGGGCCUGCAGGCUCGACCGGUACGAGCAGCAGGCGGACGGUUCCGGCCGGAACCGAAUGUCGACGCACAAAAUGACGCUGGAAUACCCGCGGCGAAGGCCGUGCAGUAGCAGCAGCUGUUGCCCCGUGAACCUCCUCCACCGAAGCAACACCGACCAGAGCGCUUAUCCGGAGCUUGCGAAGAGUAGUCAACCAGGUGCUAAUAACUACGUGCCGACCAUGCCGCCAACGAGGGCGAAUGUAUGUUGUGAUCGACCCGUCUACCGGAGGGACAGCCACCGGAACGGGGCCGAGGAAGCUGCUACCGUGAUGGCGUCCCUGCUGGCGACGCUCACCGUCGGCGUGUUGGCCACGCUGCGCAAGGGCUCCGAACUGGGCCAGCGCUGUCAGCUCGGCAAGCUGUGUAUAUACGUAGUGCUGUGCAGUGCCCUGCUGUCCAACGAUGCGUUCGUGCUGGCGAGGCCAAAUCUGAGUGCACCGGUCGACGGCGAGAAGGUGCCGGUCGGUCAAUUAUCAUCACUGGGCCUGGCGUUCGACACCAACGGCGGCGGCAGCGGCCCGCUAACGAGCGCCAGUCAAUUAAAGCGUUCCGCCGAAGCAGCGCCCAUCCUUGCGUCGACCGUGCCAUCCCUAGACGCCGCCGCCGCCGGAGGCCACGGAGCAGCUCACGCUGGGCGGGCCGGCGAGGAGGGAGGGGACGAUCAUGGCCACAAGCGGUAUCCCGUGUCGCAGGUGGACUUUUCCCGCGUCGAAACCCCGUUCGUUAUCGGUGUCUGGAUUCUGUCGGCCAGUAUCGCCAAGAUCGGUUUCCACAUGACACCGAAGCUUAGCCGCGUAUUCCCCGAGUCCUGCUUGCUGAUCGUGGUCGGUGUCAUCAUCGGGGUGCUGCUGCGGUACGGCACCAACCUGCACAUGUCGCCGCUGACGCCGAACACCUUCUUCUUCUACAUGCUGCCGCCGAUCAUCCUCGACGCCGGCUACUUCAUGCCGAACCGCAUGUUCUUCGACAACAUCGGCACCAUUCUCCUGAUGGCUGUGAUAGGCACGAUAUUCAAUAUCGCCACCAUCGGCACCUCGCUGUGGGCGUGCGGGCAGACCGGCAUCUUCGGCGUCGACCUGCCGUUCCUGCACAUCUUCCUGUUCUCGUCGCUGAUCGCGGCCGUCGAUCCGGUGGCGGUGCUGGCCGUGUUCGAGGAGAUUCACGUCAACGAGGUGCUGUACAUCGUCGUGUUCGGCGAGUCGCUGCUCAACGAUGCCGUUACGGUCGUAAUGUACCACAUGUUCGAGGUGUACAACCAAAUCGGCACCAGCGAAAUCAUCGCCACCGAUAUCGUGUCGGGCAUUGCGUCGUUCUUCGUGGUUGCUCUUGGCGGUACCAUUAUCGGUGUCAUCUGGGGCUUCCUCACCGGUCUGGUGACACGAUUCACCGAUCACGUGCGCGUCAUCGAGCCGAUCUUCAUCUUCGUGAUGGCGUACCUGGCGUACUUGAAUGCGGAAAUUUUCCACAUGAGCGGCAUCCUGUCCAUUACCUUCUGCGGCAUAACGAUGAAGAACUACGUCGAGCAAAACGUGUCGCACAAAUCACACACCACCAUCAAGUACGCGUUGAAAAUGUUGUCGUCCUCGGCGGAAACGAUCAUCUUCAUGUUCCUCGGUGUGGCCACCGUAAACAAUAAGCACGUGUGGAACACCUGGUUCGUGCUGUUGACGAUACUGUUCUGCUCCGUGUAUCGAAUCUUUGGUGUUUUGAUACUGUCGGCGUUGGCGAAUCGUUUUAGAAUACACAAGCUUACCAAAGUAGAUCAAUUUGUUAUGUCCUAUGGAGGCCUUCGUGGAGCUGUUGCAUUCGCUUUAGUAUUACUGAUUGAGGUGGAUCACAUCCCGCUGCAGCCGAUGUUCUUGACGACGACGAUCGCGGUCGUCUACUUUACGGUGUUCCUGCAGGGCAUCACCAUCAAACCGCUAGUCAAAAUUCUUAACGUGAAGCGCUCGAGCAAGCGUAAACCGACCAUGAACGAGCGUAUCCACGAACGGUUUAUGGACCACAUGAUGGCCGGUAUUGAGGACAUCGUCGGCAAGACGGGCAACUACAACAUACGCGAUAAGUUUAAGAGAUUCGACAAUAGGUUCAUUCGUCCAUACUUGAUCAAGAAUUUACAGGGUCCGGAGCCGAAGAUUUUGGAAACCUACUCUAAGCUAACGAUGCGAGACGCCAUGGACUACAUGCGCCGAAACCCAUCCACCAUCGGACAAAUGUCUGGAACUGAAUCAAUGAGUGCAUUAUUUAGAAACUACACGUCCUACUUCGGCGGAAGGUGCGGCGCGACAAUGCUCGGCACAUGCCCUAGUUUUACGAAUCUUGAAAAUUCGACGCGCAACCUGGACAUGCAGGAGUUGGACUACAAUCCGUCGAAGAAAGAUCUGACGGAUGCCAAGAUACAUCAUCUGCUGUCGGAGGAGCUUAAACCGUACCGCCGGGCUUCACUACAUACGGCUCGGAGACUCAGCUACAGCCGUCACGCUGUUGAUGACCGAGACCUCUCGACACAGGUCAACUACAAAAUGCAGAUGAACAUACGGCGUAUGAUCAGCGAAAAGAAACACCACAAGCGCAGCAAACGAGUAAAGGAUGGCAAGCAGCAGAAUCACGUCUCGUUCCCGGAGUUCGUGCAGAACGGAUCCGCGAAACAGUUUGCGAACGAUUAUAUCAACGAAGUCCUGCACGAGGAUAACGAGGACGAGGAGAGACAAGCCGGACCGGCGGAAGACUGGGACGGGGGUGGCCUAACCUUUACCGCCAAGUCAUCGCCCGAAUCGCCGGCUGUAAGUCUAAAACAAUCCCUUGCGUCCGGAGGAGACCGUGGUGCAAUCGAUGAAAGAGGUGCCGAAAAGGAGGACAAACGUUUCUCGCGAGAAUCACGAGUGUUCGAAGCGGAACAACGUGUUGCAACACCGACGGCCAUCGAAGCCGUCCUACCAUGGAAGCGCGUGGACGAGAAUGACGAAAAUGGUGCUAUCAAACAGAACGAAUUCCCAUCGUGGGCUUCGAACAAGGAGUAUUUAGCUUAUAAUUCACCAAGUGCAACGUUUUUGGGUGGCCUAACGCAACCUAAACAGGCUAAGUCCGUAAUAGGUCUGUUCCGGCGCGAGAGUUCCGGUUCCGGCGGUGUCGUCAUCGGCGGAGUGACGGAUUCCGAGACAUCGACGCCGGUGGCGGCCACGACGCCCGUCGGCCGGGGGGCGGCCGUCCCCAAGGACAAACGGUCGGCCUCGAUCGCCGGCUACAUCACGCUCGAUGGCGGUGACCCGUCGGCCAACCAGGUCCUGGACCCGCUCGGUAUCUCCCGGGCCGUGCCGCAUGCGAAUGCGUUCCCGGUGACCGCCAGCCAUCGGCGCAAUAACCGCCGGGGAUCGAUGUUGGAGCUGAGCGGCGAGGCAAUCCCAGAAGAGAACUACACCAAAUCCCUGCCCGAGCGAGACAAGUACGGAGCCCGCCGAGGACCGGGUCUAAUCAAGGCGUCAUCCAUCAACACGCCCAAAUCGGCCAGCCGACGCCCGGGCGGUGGUCCCGUGAACCCGCAAACGACGGCCCUUCUUUCGGCCAGCUCAACCGACGAGGAUGAUGACGACGACGACGGUGCCGAUGACGAUCGGAGAGGUGACACUCGGACUGGGAGUGCCGGCCGGCGGCUGAACGGCGCUACCGAAGACCCGGACGAGGACGAGGACGACGACGAGGAUGAGGACUGUGCGGACGAGCAGCACCCCAUUUGA